GACCUUCUCAAGAACCAAAAUUGUGGGUUCUCGCUAAAGCUUAGGAGCUUACUCCUCCAUCAAUUCUGCAAUUCAAACAACUUUUAACUUUGCCUUGUUCAUCACUCUGGCUUCAACAAAGUCUUUGCAUUCUGAAAUUAUGAUUCAUCCCAAUUAUUAACGUCACCAAAGACUCACGGCUUCUGAAUGUUCUGUACUGGCUAAGUAUCGAGACCACAGCAAUUGUGAAUCAGUUGUACGCUCUCCUUCAAUCGCGGGGUGAUAAAAUUGCUGCGCUCCAAUGUGAACAAAUGUUUUUGCUCUGUUCCUUGUGAUGAAGUGCGGCCUCGGCUUCUCCGAAGAAGAGGGUGGAGAAAGUUUCGUCCGCUUCCGUCGCGUGUUCGUCGUCUGCUCCAGCGCGUGGCUCUUGCUAAAUCUAAGUUUUAGGGUUACAACUCUCUUUGGUGUCUGUGGAGUGUGGUAUUUUACGAUUUCUCGCCGGUGUUGACGCAAGCUUUCGGGGGGAUUCGGUGCGCCGGGAGCCGUUUCAGCGCCGAACGUCGCCAUGAGUGAGAUAUUCGAUGGCUACGAGAGGCAGUACUGCGAGCUCUCGGCUAACCUUUCUCGCAAGUGUACCUCUGUUGCUGCGCUCCAUGGCGAGGAGAAGAAGCAGAAGCUCGCGGAGCUUAAGGCUGGGAUGGAUGAAGCAGAUUCGCUGAUUCGUCGCAUGGAUCUGGAGGCCAGAAGCCUGCCUCCGACUCAAAAAGCCACCUUAUUGGCCAAGUUGAGGGAGUACAAGUCCGAUUUGACUAACUUGAAACGAGAUGUUAAGAAGUCUGCUACAACUGAUGCAGCUGCUGCUAGGGAUGACCUUUUGGAAUCUGGGAUGGCCGAUCGUGCCAACCCUACCCACGACCAAAGAGGCAGACUGCUGAUGUCGACGGAACGCCUGAAUCAGUCUGGUGAGAGAAUCAAGGAGAGCAAGCGGACCCUUCUCGAAACGGAAGAGCUUGGUGUGUCCAUCCUGCAAGAUCUUGCCUCGCAGAGACAAACCCUUCUUCAUGCCCAGAACAAUCUGCAUGGUGUGGACGAUAACAUUGGGAAGAGUCGGCGGAUCCUGAAUUCGAUGUCUCGACGGAUGUCACGAAAUAAGUGGAUAAUGGGAAGCAUAAUUGGAGUGCUCACUCUGGCCAUUGUGUUCGUGAUUUAUGUGAAAGUGACCAAGUGAAAGUUGGGGGAAGUACUGGUUGGGUCAAGUUAUCAUAGGCUCUUCUCUUGCGUGACCAAAGAUAUCAAUUGUGUAACAUCAUUUAGCUGUGUGAAUAUCUCCUAGUGUGUAUAGAUCGAGAGAUUAAGCGAGUGCCCAAAGAAUAAGUGGGAACGAUUCUGUGGUAAGUUGUUGCACCAUUCGCUUGAAGACACUACACUGAUGGUUGCAACUGUAUACAUUCUUUUUUUUGAAAGGUCAUUAAAGACUGUCUUUAAUUAUC
Messenger RNA from Physcomitrium patens, 1469 nucleotides. Its product is annotated as vesicle transport v-SNARE 13. Gene Ontology annotation, molecular function: SNARE binding; SNAP receptor activity. Gene Ontology annotation, cellular component: late endosome membrane; SNARE complex; Golgi apparatus. Gene Ontology annotation, biological process: intracellular protein transport; vesicle-mediated transport; vesicle fusion. Lineage: Eukaryota; Viridiplantae; Streptophyta; Bryopsida; Funariales; Funariaceae. The record is from RefSeq and is a predicted model, not a curated record.